Cuscuta epithymum is the source of this 1823-nucleotide messenger RNA. The record is from the annotation of a GenBank genome assembly. NCBI's taxonomy places the organism in Eukaryota, Viridiplantae, Streptophyta, Magnoliopsida, Solanales, Convolvulaceae.
UGGUACGGGAGUACUCUGUAUUAUAUACUCCUAGGACGAUUACUCCUAGUACACUCCUACUCUAACUCUCUUGAUCUCUAGUGACAGUACAGUUUUCUGCUAGAUCCUUUCUACUUUCCCAUAUACGUAAGUCUGCAUUCCGAUCUUUUCAGGAAAGUUUAGGAUUUAUUAAAAAAUCUAAACCCGUUUUUCUUUAUCUUGCGCCUGAUAAUCGAGCGUGUCAAUCAAGACGAUUUUUUAUGUUUUUUCUUGUGCUUUUCGAAUCCCAGAAUCAGCAGUGACUAGGAAGAGAUGUCUAAAACAGGAACCUUUGAUUUCGCAUCUGGUCUUGGUGGCAAGAUCGACAAGUCCGAGGUUUUGUCUGCGGUUGACAAGUAUGAGAAGUACCAUGGUUAUUAUGGAGGUGAAGAGGAGGAGAGAAAGAAUAACUACACUGACAUGGUCAAUAAAUACUAUGAUCUUGUGACUAGUUUCUACGAAUAUGGUUGGGGAGAAUCAUUCCAUUUCGCACCGAGAUGGAAUGGAGAAACCCUUCAAGAGAGUAUUAAGCGUCAUGAACAUUUCCUUGCUUUACAAUUAAACUUGAAACCCGGACAUAAGGUCUUGGACGUAGGAUGUGGAGUUGGCGGCCCAUUAAGAGAGAUCUCUCGAUUCAGCCUAACAAAGAUCACAGGCCUCAACAACAAUGAAUAUCAGAUAUCCAGAGGAAAGGAGUUGAACCGUAAAGUCGGCUUAGAUAAGACUUGUGACUUUGUGAAGGCAGACUUCAUGAAAAUGCCCUUUCCCGACAACAACUUUGAUGCUGUAUAUGCAAUCGAAGCUACUUGCCAUGCUCCUGAUGCAGUUGAAUGCUACAAGGAGAUACAUAGGGUACUAAAGCCUGGGCAGUGUUUUGCUGCUUAUGAAUGGUGCAUGACUGAUUCCUACGAUCCAAACAACUCGGAACACAAAAGGAUCAAGUUAGAAAUUGAGCUUGGUAAUGGGCUCCCAGAUGUAAGGUUAACUACGCAAUGUCUUGAAGCGGUCAAGCAUGCAGGAUUUGAAGUUGUUUGGGAGAAGGAUCUCACGGAGGACUCACCCAUCCCUUGGUAUUUGCCAUUGGAUACAAGUCACUUCUCACUCAGUAGCUUCCGUCUAACAGCAGUUGGACGUCUUUUAACUAGAAACCUUGUCAAGGCACUAGAAUAUGUGGGAGUAGCUCCUAAAGGAAGCCAAAGGGUUCAAGAUUUCUUAGAGAAAGCUGCAGAAGGACUUGUCGCUGGCGGGAAGAAAGGUAUCUUCACGCCAAUGUAUUUCUUCGUGGCACGAAAGCCGAUGUCAGGCAGCGGGUAAUGGAAAAGCAAGGUGUAUUUGAUUUUCAUGUGCGAGUAUGCAUUUGGCUUCCUAGCUCUUGCUAGUUGGCUAACUGGGAUUUAUUGGUUUCAUCAUAAAAGUUGCUAGUCAACUCCUGCUUUUAACUUGAGUGAUCUUAUUAGUUCUUUCUGUCUAGUAUCAUUGUUCCAGACCUGGUAACAUAAUAUAGUUUGGUCCAUAAACCCCUUAGUUCACCGCGAUGGUGGCAAACAUCAUCUUGUAAAGGUAGGUGCUCCGCUUGAGAUGUGAUUGUUGAGUACUACAAUCCAUUAAAACUCAUUUAAUCUUUCUUUUCUUUUGGUUGGUUAAGGUCUGUGUUUGUGAUUGAUAAAACAACCCUUAUUAAAGUCAUGUUGGGAUCGCUUCAUUUGUUAAAUGCAUCUUAAAACAUGUUUAAUUUUCUUCUUCUUUUGGGACAUCUCUUUUUCUUUUGUUACACGAUCAACGAACAAGGUGUCUCAUGUCUUUGC